AUGGGCGAAAAAGAAUUUGUAUUUAAUAUAAAUGUAGCUAAAUUAGAACUAAGAAAUGAAUGGAAUACCAGUGAAAAUGCUAUUGUUAAAUUCGAAUGGGGCGAUGAUCCGGAGUUUGCUUUCGAGAUGGGACAGGACAGGAUCAGUCGACUGGAAUUCGAUGAACAAUACAACAUAGAAUUUAAGCGGAAUGUCGACGAGUUUAUAGAGAAGCUAGAGACGAUACAGUUUAGAUUAACCGUGUUUGAACGAAAAGGAAGGGCGGGAGCGGAUGACGAAGGCAGUAAGUCAGACAGAGCACCGCUGGGAGAUGAAACCGCAAAUUUAGGAAUGGCUGACGCCUCUGGAGAGGAGCGACAAAUAGUCGGCCAAACUGAAUCUACAUGGCCAAUAAAGUUAAUAAAGGCACUCAAAGCCAAUGAGUUCAUAACAACACCAUUCACUGAACAAUAUUCACUGAAGCAAGAUGAAAAACAGGUUGGUAACAUAACGCUUUCCUUCCUUCUGCAUUUCAAAUGUGAAGAAAAUCCAAGAAAAUUCGACCAGUCAACUCCUUUUGUCGACCAAAAGGGUACCUUAGGCAUUUUCAAGGAAAUCGAACCCACCCUCGAUCCAAACGAUAUCUUUUUCGUCAUCGGAGAUUCACCAUGUCCUGUUCCAAUGACAUCAAACCUAUUGGGAAAUUGCGGGGGGAAUGAUCAAUGUCCUGCCCGGUUCGAGGCGGAUCACUAUCGAUUUAUGCAAGGAACAUUAGUUGAAGAUUGUAGCGGAAUGGGUGGUUGUGGUUCACCGGAUUGCUGCCAAAUGAAGGACGAUAUGGAUAUCUGCAAUGAAGUCCUUGAGGAACUUAAACCGAAACCUGUCCCUGGAGCUUGCUGUUUAGAUCCUUGUGAACAAAUUUUCGGCCCAAUACGUGGCUUACGCGAUGGACCAACAUGUACAGAUUUGAAUCUACCAUGUCACGCUGAGUUCCACACAAUUGAAUGUACAUUGCAACGAAGCAAAAACCAGAAGAGGAAAAAGAAAUCAUGCAGUUGUAUAUUCAAAAGCAAACCGAAGGACAAGAAGGACAAGAAACGAACAAAUGAUCAGAUAAUGAAAGACAUUAUGAAAAAUGAUCCUUACGAACAACGAAAGAAGGAAAUUUUGUAUCCACACACAUGCCCAACUCCGCAACUUCUGGCACCUGCUGAGCCAGUACAACCCAGGAGUUGUCCAGUUUGCUGUGAGGAUAUUUCAUGGGUUCCACUAUACGGAACUUGCCCAAAGUGUGGAUUUGCCCCGAAAAUCAUAACCCCUUUGGAAGAGCGAGCUUACGAUGAAAACAAAACUGCCCAACAGAUCCUUGAUCAAUGGAAGGAAGAGACUGCCAAGUUUCGUCGAGAGCAGAAAAUAAGUAAAUUUGGGGCGUGCUACUGUACACCUCAAAACGAAUGCCUUAAUUGUCAGCUCCGUAAAUUCUCCCGAAAAAGGCAUAGGACCCACAAGACAAAAGGACAAAGGAGCUGUGAGGAUAAAUCAGAUGAGGUAAGUUGUGAUGAGGAAGGAUUCGAGGGGGAUGCGGAAGUCGAGAGAGGAGAGGAAGAAGGCGAGGCAAAUAGAAUCAUUGACGAUUUCCUACCAAAAUCGGGAAACAAAUUAGGUACAAAAUGGAACUCUAAGAGGCCAGACUAUAAGAUCCCAAGCAUCAAGAGGAUAAUCAAAUGGUGUAAGAAAAAAUCGCUUUCGAAAACUGGUGAACAUUUUUUCGAUAAAGGACUGCCAGGUUCGGAGUCAUCUUCCAUUUCUAAGAGCUCUGAAGAUAUCACUUGUGGGAGGGGAAAAACUUUCUUACAAUCCGAAAAUGAAAGAGGCUCUAUGAGUAGCGAAACAAGGCAGAGAAAAGUGUCUCAAGAAAUGGGUAGCAAAAAACAAAAGAAGGAUGCCCAAAACCGAAUGAAAAGAAAAGUCCGGUACUUCAGCAACGAUGAAUAUCCUGGUGUUGUGCUUGGACAUAAAUAUUGUGUUGGAGCUGCCAAGAAAAUCCCUCGCCAUAUGGGUUGGCUAUGGAGUGCGAGUAUCGAUGGACAUCGACGAGGCUGGCGUCCUGGUGCUGUCCGCCGUGAAACUCAUAGGAUCAUGAAAUACUUUCUCGAAGAUCGAAUCCACCCAAUUGAAGUUUUCGAAGAAAAGCCUCAACCACCAGAUAUGGACGAGAAUAUACCCCGUCGAAUAAAGGACUUCAAUUUACCAACUUUACGUGUAACAAAGAAAGAUGGACAAUUCCACAUAACUCUGCAGCCAGUGUAUGACUCCACAAAGUCCUAUGAUCCUACAGACAAGCGGUCAAUACCCAUUGAAUUCGUUAUCGAAAAGGACCCUAUGGAGAUCGUCAAGCGUGAAAUAAAGUCGCGCCUAAAACGCUUGGGAUUCAAGUCUUGUACCUGCGGAAGGCCUAUUUACCAAUGUGAAUGUCGGGAAGAAUCAGAUCGCGAGAAUCUUGAAGAUGCAUUUGAUAGUCUCUGCCAGGAGAUGUGCGCCCCCCAACUUAAGGACACACUCUACUUCUCCGAGACCAUCAAAAGUGAAAGCGAAAUUGAAAUGGAGUUUUCCCCACCUGCGGCCAUAAACAGGCAACCAAUACGGAUGAGACCAUCAACUGCCUAUGCUGAGACGCAAUGUAAUGCGGAAGACAUUAAAGUGGGUCCUGUAGCAAAGAGUGUUUGGAAAUAUAAUCCAAAGGAAUUUAUAUCCCGCAAAGGACAUCCCUGCGGAGGCAUCUCAAAACUCCCACAAUGUUGGUCUCCACAAGCUACUAUGGAUUCAAGUAAAAAAAAUGGAGAUGAAGCUCCAGCUGGCGACAAACACAAAAGGCCAACUAAACCCAAUAAACCAAAAAGUGAAAGUGCACUACUAAGACCUAGUAAGGACAAAUCUGAUGGGGAUGAGAAGAAAAAAUCAGAAUCCAAAACUACACAAAAUAAGCCCGCAAGCUCUCAUAAAAUUCAAAAGCCGGAAAAGGGAAAGGGAGGUUCUACCAAUAAGCUCCCUAGCGCAAUCAAUGUAGACCCAAGCAAACCAAAAAAGCCUAUCUCUGGCGCAAACGUGGUUAAACCUGGUACUAGUGCUGACAAAAAAGACUCGACUGAUGAUGAUGAUAAAAAAGAUGACAACCAGGGAAAAUCAGAUACAAAACCUCAAGGACCCAAGCCAUCUACAAAACCAGAUAGUCGUCCACAUAAAAAGCCAGGGUUAAAACCACCAGUAGAGUCAAAUCAAUCAAAACCUGAAAGACCAUCUCAGCAAAAAGACAGCACCCGACGGAGUACAACGAAAUCUAUGGAAGAGAAGCAUAAAGAGAGUCCAUCGAUUCGUCCAAAUAUAAAUCGGCCAAUUCCCGUUCGGCCACCUCCCAUUCGACCAUCUCAACCAGCUGGCAACAAAAAACCAUCUGAAGGACCUGAAGGAGAACCAAAGAAACCAAGUAUUGUACCAGAUAGAAGACCUCCAGAAAAUCGCCCCAAAGGAACAGCACAGCCUAACAAAAGGUUUUCACUUGGAACCAUUCUCAACUACAAAAAACCAAACAUGGUGACAACAAUUAACAAAAAGGUGGCAUGCCCUGAUGUGUCACUUACGCGUGUUCGCUUCAAGCCGCAUGAGUGCCACAAAUCGGCUGCACUAGCUUGUCCAUCAGAUGUCAAAGUGCAGAAAGACAAUAAUUCCUCGUGUUUAAGGAUGAUAAGUGUCUGA
This is a messenger RNA of Hermetia illucens (black soldier fly), 3732 nucleotides long. RefSeq lists its product as uncharacterized. Bases 1 to 3732 code for a protein of 1243 amino acids. The record is from RefSeq and is a predicted model, not a curated record. The transcript has 8 exons. Lineage: Eukaryota; Metazoa; Arthropoda; Insecta; Diptera; Stratiomyidae.